This is a messenger RNA of Propithecus coquereli (Coquerel's sifaka), 2432 nucleotides long. It is a transcript of the gene ZW10, whose product is annotated as zw10 kinetochore protein. Gene Ontology annotation, cellular component: chromosome, centromeric region; RZZ complex; nucleus. Gene Ontology annotation, biological process: mitotic cell cycle; endoplasmic reticulum to Golgi vesicle-mediated transport; mitotic spindle assembly checkpoint signaling. The record is from RefSeq and is a predicted model, not a curated record. Lineage: Eukaryota; Metazoa; Chordata; Mammalia; Primates; Indriidae. Bases 104 to 1927 code for a protein of 607 amino acids. The transcript has 14 exons.
CGGCAGGCCGUGCGCCAAGGCCGUCGGCGGGACGGGAGCUGCCGCGCUGGCUACGAGAAGCUGUGAGAGAGUCGUCCAGUCACCGUUGGUUCAUGUUGAGAUCAUGGCCUCGUUCGUGACAGAAGUUUUGGCACACUCGGGGAGGCUGGAGAAGGAGGAUCUGGGCACCCGGAUCAGCCGCCUGACCCGGCGGGUGGAGGAAAUCAAGGGUGAGGUGUGCAAUAUGAUUAGCAAGAAGUACAGUGAAUUCCUGCCUAGCAUGCAGAGUGCACAGGGCUUGGUUACCCAGGUGGAUAAGUUAUCUGAAGACAUUGACCUGCUGAAGUCUAGGAUAGAGAGUGAGGUCCGCCGAGAUCUUCAUGUAUCAACUGCGGAAUUUACAGACUUGAAGCAACAAUUGGAAAGAGACUCAGUUGUACUAAGUUUGCUUAAACAGCUGCAAGAGUUUUCUACUGCUAUUGAAGAAUACAAUUGUGCAUUAAGAGAGAAGAAGUAUGUCACUGCUGCUCAUCGUCUAGAAGAGGCACAGAAAUGCUUGAAGUUAUUAAAAUCCAGAAAAUGCUUUGAUUUAAAAAUAUUGAAAUCUCUCAGCAUGGAGCUCACAAUACAGAAACAGAACAUACUAUAUCACCUUGGAGAAGAGUGGCAGAAACUGAUUGUAUGGAAGAUCCCACCAUCAAAAGAUACCAGCAGUUUAGAAUCUUGCCUACAAACGGAACUUCAUUUAUGCACUGAACAAUCCCAGAAAGAGGAGAAGAUCCCUAUGCCACCCAUCAGUUCUGUCCUCUUGGCAUUUUCUAUUCUUGGAGAACUACACACCAAGCUUAAAUCAUUUGGUAAAAUCAUACAGUCCACUGAAGAAUUUGAAAAUGCCCUGAAGGAGAUGAGGUUUUUAAAAGGAGAUACUACAGAUUUGUUGAAAUAUGCCCGUAACAUCAAUUCUCAUUUUGCUAACAAGAAGUGCCAGGAUGUGAUUGUGGCGGCCAGAAACCUAAUGACCUCUGAAGUUCACAACACUGUGAAGAUUACUCCUGAUUCUAAGAUAAGUGUGCCAGACUUACCCAGUCCUGAUGAGGAUAACAAGCUAAAAGUACAGAAAGCAUCCAAACCUCAGUACAAUGAAGUGGUGAAUUUAGAGCCUGAAAAUACAUUGGACCAACAUUCCUUUUCUUUGCCUGCAUGUCGCAUCAGUGAAUCUGUGCAGAAAUUAAUGGAACUUGCCUAUCAGACUUUACUAGAGGCAACGACCAGUAGUGAUCAAUGUGCUGUUCAACUUUUCUAUUCAGUGAGGAAUAUCUUCCAUUUGUUCCAUGAUGUUGUACCAACAUAUCACAAGGAGAACCUUCAAAAACUGCCCCAGUUGGCUGCCAUUCACCACAACAAUUGUAUGUAUAUUGCUCACCACUUGCUGACUCUUGGGCACCAGUUCAGAUUACGUCUUGCCCCCAUUCUUUGUGAUGGCACUACUACUUUUGUGGAUCUUGUACCUGGCUUCAGGAGACUUGGGACAGAGUGUUUUUUGGCCCAAAUGCGGGCACAGAAAGGUGAACUCCUGGAGAGAUUAUCAAGUGCUAGAAACUUUGCAAAUAUGGAUGAUGAAGAAAAUUAUUCUGCAGCAAGUAAAGCGAUCCGGCAGGUACUGCACCAACUGAAGAGACUUGGAAUUGUGUGGCAGGAUGUCCUGCCAGUGAAUAUUUAUUGCAAGGCUAUGGGGACUUUGCUCAAUACAGCAAUUUUUGAGAUCAUUGGCAGAAUCACUGCCCUAGAGCCAGUGAGCAAAGAGGUCAAAGCAGUGAAGGGUAGGAAGUGGGCAGAUGGAAAAGGGCCUCUGGCAACUGCAUUCUCUUCCAGUGAAGUAAAAGCUUUAAUUCGUGCCUUGUUCCAGAACACAGAAAGAAGAGCAGCUGCCCUUGCUAAGAUUAAAUAGCUCCAUCUUCUUGAGAAAGCUAUGACUUCUUGACUAUGUGGAUUCCUCCCUUGGCAUAAUUACUCCCUUAAAGACUUCUUGGAAUCACCCAUAGGUUCUGGUGAACCAAUAUAUCAUGGAAGUUUGGCUUGACAAGAAAACAUCUUACCUCCUGGCCUGUCUGAGGCUUUGUGUAAGAACUGGAUAUUAAGAUAAGUUGUCUAGUAAAGCACCUCAAUUCAUUGACAUUCUAGCCACCCUCUUUUGAUUAGAUGAGAAACUGUCAGGCAGCAUUAUUUCAUGCUGCUUCCAGCACCCACUGGGAACUACGUACAUUGUAAAUGUAGGCCCUGGCUUUGUAGCAAGGAAUCUGGGAGAUUCCAAGAGUCAGGGUAGAGAAUUUGUGAGCAAAUGGGAAAUAUUUUUUGGGGGAUGGACGUGGGAAGUAGGGAUACCAUAUUUAGCCUUGUGGGAAUUACGGAGACUUCUUGUAAUAUUUUUUCUUUCCAAUAAAUAAUGCUUUUUA